This is a messenger RNA of Condylostylus longicornis, 1652 nucleotides long. Its product is annotated as neuropeptide Y receptor type 2-like. Gene Ontology annotation, cellular component: plasma membrane; neuron projection. Lineage: Eukaryota; Metazoa; Arthropoda; Insecta; Diptera; Dolichopodidae. Gene Ontology annotation, molecular function: neuropeptide Y receptor activity; neuropeptide binding. The transcript has 2 exons. Gene Ontology annotation, biological process: G protein-coupled receptor signaling pathway. Bases 75 to 1421 code for a protein of 448 amino acids. The record is from RefSeq and is a predicted model, not a curated record.
UCGGAUUUUAAAAUAAAAAAAUAAAGGACGAAAAUUAAUAAAAUAAUCACCAUCAGCACCAAUAAAGAAACAAAAUGGAUGAGGAUUCAUUGGAUAGCAGUAAUUUAACAUUAUUUUUAAAUUACACUAAUUGGGAUAAUGAACAUACCAUUGAAAAUAAAACUUUAGUUAAAAAUAAUGGACCCACAAAUAUAACAGAUUUAAUGGAUAAUACAGCAAUACAAAUUAUUUUUGGUUCAUUAUAUACAUCAAUAUUUAUAUUGGGAAUAUUUGGGAAUUUUCUUGUUUGUUAUGUGGUAUUUAGCAAUAAAUCAAUGUUAACUGUUACAAAUUUAUUCAUCAGUAAUUUGGCAUUAUCUGAUAUAAUGUUAUGUAUAUUGGCAAUACCAUUUACACCAUUAUAUACAUUUUUAAAAGAAUGGAUAUUUGGAAAAGUUUUAUGUCAUGUGGUACCAUAUUCUCAAGGAUGUAGUGUUUAUAUAUCAACAUUUACAUUAACAGCGAUUGCAAUAGAUCGUUUCUUUGUAAUAAUAUAUCCAUUCCAUCCGAGAAUGAAAAUAAGUAGCUGUGUGUCAAUUAUAAUUAUAAUAUGGAUAUUGGCAUUAGUAUUAACAUUACCAUUUGGCCUAUUCCGUCAUGUAUAUACCGAUACAGAUGAUAUAACUGGUCUAAAUACAACAUAUUGUGAAGAAGCAUGGCCUACAGAGCAUAUUCGUAAAGUUUUUGGUUCAAUAACAUCAGCAUUACAAUUUGUUUUACCAUUUUUAAUAAUAUCAUUUUGUUAUAUUGCUGUAUCAUUACAAUUGGCUGGACGUGCUAGAGCAAAACCAGGUACAAAAACAUCACGACGCGAAGAAGUUGAUAGAGAUCGUAAAAGACGUACAAAUCGUAUGUUAAUUGCAAUGGUUGCAAUAUUUGGUUUUUCAUGGCUACCAAUAAAUGUUGUUAAUAUAUUAAAUGAUUUUUAUGCAAAAACCGAUGAUUGGAAAUAUUAUAAUUUAAUAUUUUUUAUUGCACAUAGUAUUGCAAUGUCAUCAACAUGUUAUAAUCCAUUUUUAUAUGCAUGGUUAAAUGAGAAUUUUCGUAAAGAAUUUAAAGUUGUAUUACCAUGUUUUAAUCCAUCAAGAGGUUUAUCAACGAAUAUUGAAUCAAGACAACGAUGGAAACGUGAAUUAACAAUAAAUUGCCAAAGUGAACCUCAUCAAGAAUCAUUACUAACAUCUAGAGUAUCAGUUAGUCAAUUAUCAAUGAAGGACAUUAGUCAGGGAUGUACAACAACAAAAAAUUCAACAAUACAACAAACUGUAUUUGUAUCAUCAGAUACUGGCCAAUCAAAUGUUAAAAAAGGCCAAUUUACUGAAACGAAAAUUUUACCCAGCGGUGUUAUUGAAACUAAUUUUGAAAAUAAAAAUAGUUUGUAAGAUUAGAGAAAAUUAAAAAUAUAGAGAAAAAAAAAAUAACCUUAAAAAUACAUAAAGAAAAAAUGUUUGUAUACAUAAGAUUUAGUAAUUUGAAAUAAAAUAUAAAAACAAAAAUAUUAUUAUUUUUUAUAAUUUUUGAGAAAAUAAAAUAUAAAAAUGUAAAACGAGAAAACUAAGUAAUAGAAAAAACUUAAGUUGGAAUUUUUUCAAAUAGCUAUGCCUUCUACAAAA